Molecule: messenger RNA, 1112 nt
Organism: Daldinia vernicosa
Lineage: Eukaryota; Fungi; Ascomycota; Sordariomycetes; Xylariales; Hypoxylaceae
Product: NAD(P)-binding protein
Exons: 1
Coding region: 96-944 (282 amino acids)
Biological process (GO): triglyceride catabolic process; phosphatidic acid biosynthetic process
Cellular component (GO): lipid droplet; endoplasmic reticulum
Molecular function (GO): triacylglycerol lipase activity; acylglycerone-phosphate reductase (NADP+) activity
Source: RefSeq, a predicted model, not a curated record
CGCUCGAGGCAUUAUAUUAUGUUCGUGGUGUUUUUCUAUGCCGGCCAUAGUCACAAAAUUUAUACAAAAUCACUCACUUCGCACAAGCCGUAAAGAUGUCUACUCCAAAACGGUCCGUUCUCAUCACUGGCUGCUCGGACGGCGGCAUGGGUAGCGCCCUCGCUGUCGCUUUCCACAAAGCCGGCUUCCAUGUUUAUGCUACAGCACGAAAUCCGUCUAAAAUGACAGAACUUUCAUCGCUAGAGAUAGAUACUCUCCAGCUGGAUAUACAAUCGGAAUCCUCAAUAGCUAAUUGUGUCAGCAAGGUCCCGUCGCUGGACAUUCUUGUCAACAAUGCUGGACUCCAGUUCACGAUGCCGAUUGUCGAUAUCAACAUCGCCGAGGCAAAGAAGUUGUACGAUUUAAACGUAUGGAGUCAUAUCGCCAUGGUCCAAGCUUUCCUGCCGCUACUGCUCAAGUCCCCCAACGCCGUCAUCGUCAACCACACGUCGGUCGUGGCUAAUAUCGCGAUACCAUUACAGGCUGUCUACAAUUCUUCCAAGGCGGCUCUCGCUAUGCUUACCGACUGUCUCCGGCUUGAGCUUCAGCCAUUCGGGAUUCAAGUCGUCGACCUAAGGACUGGAAUCGUCAAGACCAAUUUGACCAAAAACUUACAGGACAACAGCAACCCGAAGCUUCCCAAGGGCUCGAUAUACGAGCCUGCUAAGGAAGUUGUAGAAAAGGCGCUGCGCCAAGAAGGCUUCGAGGGUAAGGGCAUGCCGGCGCAUCAGUGGGCGGAGCUGGUGGUGCGGGACUUGCAGAAAAGCAAUCCGCCUGCAGUUAUCUGGAGAGGGGAGUCGGCAUGCUUAGUGCGCGCUCAGACGGUGUUGCCAUCUGGGCUGUUUGAUAGUACGGUGAAGAAGAUGGUCGGGUUGGACGUCGUCGAGCAGAUUGUGAAGAAAUGAGAGAGCUUCAUUUCCGGGACUUAAUGCGCUGCGCCGACGGCAUUUCGAUGGCUCUAAAGGCUAAAGAAGACAUGGAAUCCCCUGUACCUGUAGUCCUUUAUUACUUGCUUCUAAUCAUGUGGUAUACCGGGAAUUGGAUUAUACGAAAUUAACAAUUUAGACAUGAAA